Messenger RNA from Cheilinus undulatus (humphead wrasse), 11064 nucleotides. Its product is annotated as zinc finger C3H1 domain-containing protein-like. Gene Ontology annotation, molecular function: protein binding. The transcript is spliced from 34 exons. Gene Ontology annotation, cellular component: exosome (RNase complex); nucleus. Bases 141 to 6590 code for a protein of 2149 amino acids. Gene Ontology annotation, biological process: RNA processing. The record is from RefSeq and is a predicted model, not a curated record. Lineage: Eukaryota; Metazoa; Chordata; Actinopteri; Labriformes; Labridae.
GAGUUGUAGCACGUAGCAGUUAGCAUCGAGCUAACGGUUGGAUCGGACCAGAGAGUCUGAAGAGUUAAAAUGAUUUAGGAUUAAAAACAACGUUAAACUGUAAAAAAUUAUAGAUUUAAUAGUUUAUUUUUUACUGAACCAUGGAUUCAACGUCGAAGAACCACUCUCCGACAGAGGACGGUGAGCUGGAGGACGGAGAGAUCUGCGACGAUGAGGCCGAAGACAGUGUGCCUCUCCGGCGGGGGGAGGGGAGCAGCAGGCCCCGCGGAGGAGCUCCUCCACGUCCGAGGAAACUUCACCAACACCCGGCAUUACCACCUCACCAACAUCCGCUGAGCAUGCCUCCACAUCCGGCCAUCCCUCCUCACCAACACCCGCUCAACAUGCCUCCGCACCCGGCCUGCCUCCUGCCGUACCCCCGCGGAGGUUUCCCCCCGAACCACCGGCAGCAGUGCGGCCCGAGCGGGCCCGAUCGGCCCCCGUCUCCUCCUCCGCCGGGGCUCGGUCUUCAUGGAGAGCCCAGCCCCAGGAGCAGCUUCUGGGAGCGGAGCCACGGAGCUCUGGGCCGCUUCAGACACCGAGGAAUGGCGGGAGGAGGCCGGGGUAACUGGAACCGAGGGCCCCGGGGAGGUGGAUCCAUGAGAGGGCCCCAAGGCUGGUACGGACCCGGAGACAUCCACGGAAACAUGACCGAGCCUCCUCAGAGGAAACAGAAACCAAUGGGGAGGCCUCAGGUGAGAAAAGCGUCUCACAGCGCCCCCAAAGUGGACUCGGUUGUAGACGAGUCCUUCGAGGACCUGCUGUGCAAGUACAAACAGAUCCAGCUGGAGCUGGAGUGUAUCCGUAAAGAGGAGACCAUGGCUCUGGAGACGGAGUCGCCCCCCGUCAGGGGACAGAUAUCGGACGCCGCCGCCGUCACCGAGAACAAACCAGAACCAGAACCUUCGGGGGCAUCGGAACCAGCAGCAGCACCAGAACCAGUACCAGAACCGGAGCCCUGUGAGCCGGAGGACAGAAAAGUGUUUCAGGCCUUCAACAUCAAACCUCUCCGUCAGAAACUCCCCACGCCCUCUGACCUGGAUGAGAUUAGGAGGAAGUGGGCGGAGCAACAGAGGGAAGGUGGCGAGGCUGAGGAGGAAGGUGAAGAAGAAGAGGGCGGAGGACAGGAUGGAGCAGAGAAGGAGCAGACGGCUGAUGAAGAGUCUGAGGAGAGGAAGACGACCACGUGUCCGAGCUGCAAACAGGAAACAGAACCAGAGAAGAAGGCGGCGUGUUCGUGUGUCAUUGAGUCGUCGGCGUCCAGUGAAGACUCCGCCCUCUCUCCUGAGAAGGGCGUGGUGGAGGUGGAGGAGGAGGAGCUAUCGGAGCUGCAGCUGCGUCUCCUCGCUCUGCAGUCGGCCAGUAAGAAGUGGCAGCAGAAGGAGCAGCAGGUGCUGAAGAAGAGCAAAGACCGGAUCACCAGACCGGUCCAGGACAAAGGACCGGGAUCGGUCCAGGACAAAGGACCGGGAUCGGUCCAGGACAAAGGACCGGGAUCGGUCCAGGACAAAGGACCGGGACAGACUCCCCCCUGCAGACAGAGAGUCUCUACCCGGUCCUCGUCCACCUCUGUGUCCUUGUCGUCUGCUGCUCCGCCCACCGAGAGGAGCAGAACCAGGUCCAAACCCCCUCCUGAUCGGGACCGCACCAAGACCAGUGGAGCCAGGCCUGCAGAAAGAGACAGAGACAGAACGAAGCCCAGUCCUAAACCCAGUCCUAAACCCAGUCCUAAACCCAGUCCUAAACCCAGUCCUAAACCUAGUCCUAAACCUAGUUCCAAACCCAGUUCCAAACCCAGUUCUAAAACAGUCCCUAAACCUGGUCCCAAACCCGGAGCUGGACCUUCCACAAGAGCGGCGUCAGGAGACCGAAGCAGAACAGCAGGGAGAGCUCAGACCAUGAAGAAGGUGAUCAGUCCAGGCUCGGCGGCGAAGCAGGCGGUCAGGAAGCAGCAGGUGAGGACAUGGAAGCUGCAGCAGCAGAGGGAGCAGGAGGAGAAACGGCGCCAGGAGGAGGAGGAGCGACGUAAACGAGAGGAGGAGAUCCGCAGGAUCCGAGAUCUGUCCAAUCAGGAUGAGCAGUAUAACCGCUUCAUGAAGCUGGUGGGGGGGCGGAGCCAGGCACGGAGCAAGUCCAGAGAGCGGGAGCACAGGAAGUCAGCAGGUAAACAGGGUCUGGACGCCUCAGGGAACCUUUACCAGUACGACAACUAUGACGAGGUUGCCAUGGAUACGGACAGUGAGACCAGCUCACCCGUCCCGUCCCCGCCCCCUGAGCUGCUCCCCGAUGACGGCGGAUGUUUUCCUCCACUGCCCCUCUACGUGAACGCCACCCAUCAUUUUGGAAUGGAGUUCCCCCAGCCCCUCAUCACAACCACCCUGCCUGGAGCUCCUCCCCCUCCUCCUCCUCUCCCGCCUCCUCCUGAAGAGCUGGAGCCUCCUCCUAAACCUCCGUUUGCUGAUGAAGAGGAGGAGGAGGAGAUGCUACUGAGGGAGACCUGUCUGAUGUCCAUGGCCAACAAGAGAGUGCCCAUUACCGAGCAGCGGAAGAGCUUUAGUGCUCCCCCCUCCCCCAGCGCUCCUCCUCCUUCUGGGGUCCAGCCCCCCCUCAGAGGAAACCUGAGCACGGUCAGUCUGAACACGGUGCCUCCAUCCAACAAGUUCACCAGAGGACAUCACAGCAGCAGAGCGCCCCUGGUGCUUCCUCGGCACAAGUCUGUGGUCGUUUCUCUGAUCGACUCUGAUGACAGCGACUCCGACCCUGACGCCAGCAGCUCCUCUCAGCCGGCGUUCGGAGGUCUGGAGUUCAUGAUCAAGGAGGCUCGUAGGACGGUGGAGGCAGCGAAGCCCAAAGCAGCGUCAGGAUCAGAGAAGGAAAACAACCCGCUGCGAACACCAGACACUCUGCCUGAAAACAAGAAGGCCGAGUACCGCCUGCUCCGAGACGAGAUUGCCAGCAGGGAGAAGCAGAAGCUGCUGAAGGACCACAGUCCGAGUCACCGAGUGUCUCCUGUUCUCUCUGACUCGGGGGUGGAGUUGUCUCUAAAAUCAGCCGCCGAAACCAAAGUGAACGAAGCUGAGCAGAAACUCCACAAACACAGAGAGCUGCUGCAGAGGGACGAGGCCGUCCUCAGACACCUCCUACAACAGGAGCUGAAGAAGAGGGAAUCUCUGAAGGCCGCCGAGGGCAAGGUGAUGAGGCUGAGAGAGCAGCUGCAGGCGUCUGAGAAGAUUGUUAGCGCCAACAGGACGCUGCUCAAGAAGCUGCAGGAACAGGUGCACCGUGUUGAACACCGGGUGUCCAUAAAGAAAAGUGAGGCGGCUAAGUUGGAGCAGGAGCUGGCUCGGGCCCAGCUCGCUGCAGGACGAGGAUCCAAACGCAGAGCUGACUCCAUCCAGAACCAGCCCGGUAAGCUCCAGCGCGUGGACGGCGCCCCCCGUGGGUCAGAGCGGCACUUUGCGGAGCUGAUAGCUCAGAAGCAGCGUCUGCAGCAGCUGGAGUCUGAGUACGCCUUAAAAAUCCAGAAGCUGAAGGAGGCCCAGGCCUUACACCACCGAGGAGUCGCCGCUGACCUCCCCCUCAGAGCCUCCACGCCCCCUGACCAUACGCCCCCUUCUGGCUCCUCCUUCCCUCUGCCUCAGCCUUCCCUCCACGACCUGACCCAGGACAAACUGACCUUAGACAGUGAGGAGGGCCCUGAGGGGGAGGACCAGGACUCAGAGUCUGCUCCUCCCCCUGUAGCUCUGUCCACCGCUGCCGCCGCCGCUGCUGUUAAACCCCCCCGCAGACGCUCCCUCCGCCAGUCCAGCUCCUCCUUCACCCGACCCAACCUGGAGACGCCCAGCUCCACCCCCGUUAAAGACGGACCCUCCUCCAAACCCUCGAAGACGUCCAACAGCAGCUCGAGCAGCUCAGCCACGCCCCCUGAGGUGUUCACCGGCCUGGAUCUGGACGCCGUCAGGAUCCAGUACCAGCAGCUACCUGGGCUGGGAGAGCUGCUGCUCAGAGAGCUACAGGACCUGGGAGGACAUGGGGACGACCCCCCACCUGGACAGGUGGUUCCCAUGGAGAUGGACAUAGCCACCAGCCAAUCAGGGAGCUGUGAGCUAAGGCCAGUACCCUAUGGACCGUAUCACAGCCCGCUGCUGGUCUUCAAGUCGUACAGGUUCAGUCCCUACUACAGGACCAAGGAGAAGUUUUCUCUGAGCUCCGUCACCUUCAGCAACGCCAUUGAACCAUCCAAGUGUUUCUGCCGCUUCGACCUCACAGGAAGCUGCAACGACGACCACUGCAGAUGGCAGCACAUGAGGAACUGCACGCUGACAGCAAACCAGCUGUUCCAGGACGUCCUGUCAUAUAACCUUCAGCUGAUUGGCUGCUCAGAGGACAGCUCAGACCAGGACGUCAGCGUGGCCACAGAGCGCUACAUGAAAAAGCUGUUUGGCUCAAAUAAAGACCGUAUGGGCGUGGAUCAGAAGGCCGUCCUCUUGGUCAGUAAAGUCAACGAGAGCAAACGUCAUGUCCCUCCCUUCACCACCUGUAAGGACGUGAGGCGGUGGAGGCCCAAACCUUCAGCUCCCAGCAGCUCCAUCACUGAAGACGACAGCGACGAGGGAGCAGAGGGAGACGAGAUGCCACAGCGACACGACGACUGUCCCGGGAGCAGCCUGUCAGCUCUGGACGCGUGCGUCACAUCUGAGGACAAACGUUACUUCAUCAGUGAGACAGAUGACAUCGCUAACCUGGAGACCAGCGUGCUGGAGAACCCCAGAGACACUCAGCUGUGGAUCAAACUGGCCUUUAAGUACCUGAACCAGAGCGACACAUCUGCAGCAGAGUGUCUGGAGGCUGCUCUGAACACGCUGUCUCGAGCGUUGGAGAGUAACUGUGAGAAUCCUGAGGUGUGGAGUCACUACCUGCUGCUCUUCUCCAGGAGGGGGAGCAGAGAGGAGGUGCAGGAGAUGUGUGAGAUGGCUGUGGAGCACGCUCCUGACUACAGGGUCUGGUGGAACUAUCUGACCCUGGAGAGCUCGUUUGAAGGGAAGGACUUUGUGUGCGAGCGUCUGCUGCAGUUCCUCGUCUCCUCCUCCUCCUCAGAGAGUCUCUCCUUCCACCUGAUGGAGGCGCUGUUGUACAGGGUGCAGCUCAAUGUGUUCACCGGACGCAUGGAGAGUGCGCUGGCUAUCAUACAGAGCUCUCUGAAGUCGGCUCAUGACAGAAGCAUAGCAGACCACCUGACCCUGUCAGACCGGGCCCUCCUCUGGCUCUCCUACAUCCAUCUGACCGAGUUCGACCGGCUGCCGUCGAGUCUCUACGACCCCGCAGAGUCUGGUCCGUCCAGGCUGGUCAGCAGAGAGUCCUUCCUGCUGCCCUGGAGGACGCCGCAGGACGUCAGCACGCCCCCCGACAUCCUCAUCGCUCUGUUUGAGGACGGCAUCAGUCAGUGCAGCGAUGAGUUGGUGUCUCCGAGCGAGAGAGCGCUGGCCUGUCUGCCUCUGCACAGGAACCUCAUCCUCCUUCACACGCUGCUGCAACGGUACGAUGAGGGCGUGUCUCUGUGCAAGUCUCUGCUGGCGUUGUGUCCUGACUCGUGCGCUCUCAGAGACGCUCUGGCCAACCUCCACAUCAGGAAAGGAGACACGGAUCAGGCCGUCAGCAUGUGGCUGAACGCUCUGGCCGAGUGUCCCGACAAUGCCGAGGUCUUCUACCACUGCUGCUGCUUCCUCAUGAGCCAGGAGCAGUCUAGCGCCGUCUCUCCUCUGUUCAGAGGUUUCAUCCUGUCGUUGUGUGAGGACCAGCAGAGCCAGAAGCCCCCCAUAGACAUGCUCAGACACAUCCUGGGCUUCCCCUCCAACAAUGUCCUGAAAGGACCAAUCAUCAGAGAGCUUCAGGAGCAGCUGAGUCAGCAGACCGCCCACCUCCACCUCAUUCACUGUCGUUGGCAGUGGCUGUACGGCUCUGAGGACGACGCUCAGGACGCCUUUGAGAGAGCGCUGGGGUCGUCUCUGACUCUGGAGGAGCUGCACACGCUGUGGAUGGAUUACCUGACCUUCAGCAGCAGCCUGCAGGCUCGUAGCCCCUCCCACAAUCACGCCAAGAUGCUCUCUGAUCUUGUCCAUCGCUGUCUGAGCACCGUCCCCUCCAGACUACAGGUCCCCUAUAACCCCGCCCACUUCUGGAGCUGCUACACCUUUCAUAAUAAGGUGAUCUCCUUCUACCUCAGCUGUCUGCCUCAGUCCCAGCAUGCACUGCUCCUGGAGAGACUCCGAUACUCCAUGCCAAACAACACAGAGCUGGGCCUGAGGUUGCUGCAGCAGGAGUGGAAGGAUGGAAACAUGGAGCAGUUGAAGUUCCAGUCCCGUAUGUUGACGACCAACGCUCCUCAGUGCGUGUCCAGCUGGAGGAUAGCGAUCGCUGUGGAGAGAGAGCUGAAGGAGCCAUCAGAGGUUCGACUUCUCUACCAGCAGGCUCUCCAGAACCUUCCACUGUGUGCUGACCUGUGGAAAGAUGUAAUAAACACACUCUCAGAACACACACUAAGUACACACUGAAUGUUGCGGGGUUAGAGCAGCGACUGUUAAACUUUAACGUUCUCCUUUGUGUUUGAGGAUUGAAGACGGCUAGUAGAAGUUACUUUCUCAUAUCUGACCCUUUAUUUACACUUAGCGUUAGCGCUGCAUCCUGGUCAUCCUGAUACCAGCUGAUGUCACUUAAGUCCAUGGGUCCAUACUCUGGUAUCAGGACUCCCCGUCCCUCCUCUGAUUCUAACAUCGGUCCAUUCGUCCUCUCUGACUGGUCUGGUAUCUCUACAUACUCAUAAGAAUGAAUGGGAGACAGUUAGCCACCAGCUGAGAGGCUAGCAGAGCUUCUUUAACAGCUUUUCUUCCUCAUGUUAUCAUAAAUAUGCUUUAAAGGAAACACUGAUACUCUAUUCAGACAAGAUAUCUAGUGGAGUACUGGUUAGACUGGAGUAACAACAGGGCUGGACUGGUCUGGGUGUGAAAGGCAAGGAUGGAAUGAUUUAGAAGCUGGAAAGGAUGGCAUCAUCAAAGACGGACGAUGUUGGGGUCUUUUUCCCUGCAUUAAUGUCAUACAGUCGGCCGUAGUUGGUAACAGUUGGAAAAGUCAGUCAGAGAGAUAUUGUUGGGAGAUCUCUGUUCAGAUUAACCAUCAGCUCUCUGAUUGUUGAUCAUCAUCGUCUAAUUUGGUCUUAUCUCUGAUGUAAACGUAGUUUAACCGUCAUGACUCUGCUCGUAGAUCGUCUGAUCGUUGAUCAUCUGAUCUGGUCUCGCCUCUUAUUUUAAAUGUCUCUGAUCAUUGAUUGUCUGAGCCGGUCUUGUCUCUUAUUUUUAAAGUCUCUGAUCUUGGAUCGUUGAUUGUCUGAUCCGGUCUAGCCUCUGAUCGUCGAUCGUCUGAUCUGGUUUAGCCUCUUAUUUAAAAUGCCCCUGAUCGUUGAUCGUCUGAUCCGGUCUAGCCUCUGAUUGUAAAAGUCUCUGAUCGUUGAUUGUAAAAGUUUCUGAUCCGGUCUAGCCUCUGAUUGUAAAAGUCUCUGAUCGUUGAUUGCAGAUUGUCUAAUCCAGUCUAGCCUCUGAUCGUGAUCGUCUAAUCAUAGAUCGUCUGAUCCGGUCUAGCCUCUGAUUGUAAAAGUUUCUGAUCAUCUGAUCGUAGAUCCUCUGAUCCGGUCUAGCCUCUGAUUGUAAAAGUCUCUGAUCGUUGAUUGCAGAUUGUCUGAUCCGGUCUAGCCUCUGAUCGUGAUCGUCUAAUCAUAGAUCGUCUGAUCCGGUCUAGCCUCUGAUCGUCGAUCGUCUGAUCUGGUUUAGCCUCUUAUUUAAAAUGCCCCUGAUCGUUGAUCGUCUGAUCCGGUCUAGCCUCUGAUUGUAAAAGUCUCUGAUCGUUGAUUGUAAAAGUUUCUGAUCCGGUCUAGCCUCUGAUCGUGAUCGUCUAAUCAUAGAUCGUCUGAUCCGGUCUAGCCUCUGAUUGUAAAAGUUUCUGAUCGUCUGAUCGUAGAUCCUCUGAUCUGGUCUAGCCUCUGAUUGUAAAAGUUUCUGAUCGCUGAUCGUGGAUUGUCUGAUCUGGUCUAGAUGCUGAUUGUAACAGUUUCUGAUCGUUGAUCGUAGAUCGUCUGAUCCGGUCUAGCCUCUGAUUGUAAAAGUUUCUGAUCGUCUGAUCUAAGAUCCUCUGAUCUGGUCUAGCCUCUGAUUGUAAAAGUUUCUGAUCGCUGAUCGUGGAUUGUCUGAUCUGGUCUAGAUGCUGAUUGUAACAGUUUCUGAUCGUUGAUCGUAGAUCGUCUGAUCCAGUCUAGUCUCUGAUUGUAAAGUCUCUGAUCGUUCAUCGUAGAUCGUCUGAUCCGGUCUAGUCUCUGAUUAUAAAAGUCUCUGAUCGUUAGUCGUAGAUCAUCUAAUCUGGUCUAGCCUCUGAUCGUUGAUCGUAGAUUGUCUGAUCGUCUGAUCGUAGAUCGUCUGAUCCAGUCUAGCCUCUGAUUGUAAAAGUCUCUGAUCGUUGAUGGUGGAUCGUCUGAUCGUAGAUCGUCUGAUCCGGUCUAGCCUCUGAUUGUUAAGUCUCUCAUCGUCUGAUCGUAGAUCGUCUGAUCCAGUCUAGCCUCUGAUUGUUAAAGCCUCUGAUCGUCUGAUCGUAGAUCGUCUGAUCCGGCCUAGCCUCUGAUUGUAAAAGUCUCUGAUCGUUGAUCGUCUGAUCCAGUCUAGCCUCUGAUUGUUUAAGUCUCUGUUCGUUGAUCGUAGAUCAUCUUAUCCGGUCUAGCCUCUGAUUGUAAAAGUCUCUGAUCGUUGAUGGUAGAUCGUCUGAUCCGGUCUAGUCUCUGAUUGUUAAAGUCCCUGAUCGUCUGAUCGUAGAUCGUCUGAUCCAGUCUAGCCUCUGAUUGUUAAAGUCUCUGAUCAUCUGAUCGUAGAUAGUCUGAUCCGGUCUAGUCUCUGAUCAUUGAUCAUAGAUCUUCUGAUCAGGUCUAGUCUCUGAUCGUUGAUCGUACAUUGUCUGAUCGUUGAUCGUAGAUCGUCUGAUCUGGUCUAGCCUCUGAUUGUAAAAGUCUCUGAUCGUUGAUCGUAGAUCGUCUGAUCCGGUCUAGCCUCUGAUUGUAAAGGUCUCUGAUCGUUGAUCGUAGAUCGUCUGAUCCGGUCUAGCCUCUGAUUGUUAAAGUUUCUGAUUGUGAUCGUAGAUCAUCUGAUCUGGUCUAGCCUCUGAUCGUUGAUCGUCUGAUCGUUGAUCGUCUGAUCCGGUCUAGCCUCUGAUUGCAAAAGUCUCUGUUCGUUGAUCGUAGAUCGUCUGAUCCAGUCUAGUCUCUGAUUGUAAAGUCUCUGAUCGUUGAUCUUAGAUCGUCUGAUCCAGUCUAGCCUCUGAUUGCAAAAGUCUCUUUUCGUUGAUCGUAGAUCGUCUGAUCCAGUCUAGUCUCUGAUUGUAAAGUCUCUGAUCGUUGAUCGUAGAUCAUCUGAUCUGGUCUAGCCUCUGAUCGUUGAUCGUAGAUUGUCUGAUCGUCUGAUCGUAGAUUGUCUGAUCCAGUCUAGCCUCUGAUUUUUUAAGUCUUUUAUCGUCUGAUCGUAGAUCGUCUGAUCCAGUCUAGCCUCUGAUUUUUUAAGUCUUUUAUCGUCUGAUCGUAGAUCGUCUGAUCCAGUCUAGCCUCUGAUUGUUAAAGUCUCUGAUCGUAGAUCGUCUGAUCCGGUCUAGCCUCUGAUUGUAAAAGUCUCUGAUCGUUGAUGGUGGAUCGUCUGAUUGUAGAUCGUCUGAUCCGGUCUAGCCUCUGAUUGUUAAAGUCUCUGAUCGUCUGAUCGUAGAUCGUCUGAUCCGGUCUAGCCUCUGAUUGUUAAAGUCUCUGAUCGUCUGAUCGUAGAUCGUCUGAUCUGGUCUAGCCUCUGAUCGUUGAUCGUAGAUUGUCUGAUCGUCUGAUCGUAGAUCGUCUGAUCCAGUCUAGCCUCUGAUUGUAAAAGUCUCUGAUCGUCUGAUCAUAGAUCGUCUGAUCCAGUCUAGCCUCUGAUUGUAAAAGUCUCUGAUCAUUGAUGGUGGAUCGUCUGAUCCGGUCUAGCCUCUGAUUGUUAAAGUCUCUGAUUGUCUGAUCGUAGAUCGUCUGAUCCGGUCUAGCCUCUGAUUGUUAAAGUCUCUGAUCGUCUGAUCGUAGAUCGUCUGAUCCGGUCUAGCCUCUGAUUGUUAAAGUCUCUGAUCGUCUGAUCGUAGAUCGUCUGAUCCGGUCUAGCCUCUGAUUGUUAAAGUUCUUAUCGUCUGAUCGUAGAUCAUCUGAUCUGGUCUAGCCUCUGAUUGUUAAAGUCUCUCAUCGUCUGAUCGUAGAUCAUCUGAUCUGGUCUAGCCUCUGAUUGCAAAAGUCUCUUUUCGUUGAUCGUAGAUCGUCUGAUCCGGUCUAGUCUCUGAUUGUUAAAGUCUCUGAUCGUCUGAUCGUAGAUCGUCUGAUCCAGUCUAGCCUCUGAUUGCAAAAGUCUCUUUUCGUUGAUCGUAGAUCGUCUGAUCCAGUCUAGUCUCUGAUUGUAAAGUCUCUGAUCGUAGAUCAUCUGAUCUGGUCUAGCCUCUGAUCGUUGAUCGUAGAUUGUCUGAUCGUCUGAUCGUAGAUCGUCUGAUCCAGUCUAGCCUCUGAUUGUUAAAGUCUCUGAUCGUAGAUCGUCUGAUCCGGUCUAGCCUCUGAUUGUAAAAGUCUCUGAUCAUUGAUGGUGGAUCGUCUGAUCGUAGAUCGUCUGAUCCGGUCUAGCCUCUGAUUGUUAAAGUCUCUGAUCGUCUGAUCGUAGAUCGUCUGAUCCGGUCUAGCCUCUGAUUGUAAAAGUCUCUGAUCAUUGAUGGUGGAUCGUCUGAUCGUAGAUCGUCUGAUCCGGUCUAGCCUCUGAUUGUAAAAGUCUCUGAUCAUUGAUGGUGGAUCGUCUGAUCGUAGAUCGUCUGAUCCGGUCUAGCCUCUGAUUGUAAAAGUCUCUGAUCAUUGAUGGUGGAUCGUCUGAUCGUAGAUCGUCUGAUCCGGUCUAGCCUCUGAUUGUUAAAGUCUCUGAUCGUCUGAUCGUAGAUCGUCUGAUCCGGUCUAGC